AUGGCAUCUAAGAAGCAAAUUGCAGUCAUUGGUAGUGGAGUUUCAGGAAUUGGUUCUAUUGUAAUGUUGAAAGAAGAAGGACUAAAUCCUGUAUGUUUUGAACAAACAGAUAAACCUGGAGGCACUUGGAACUACAGAGAAGUGUCUAAUAUGGAAGGAGUUGCAUCCAUAAUGCCCACUACUAUCAUUAAUCAUAGUAAGGAAAUGGGAGCCCUCAGCAAUUUUCCACCGAAGAAAGAAUAUAACAAUUAUAUGAGACACAACGAGAUGUACCAGUACGUGAAAGAUUUUGCCAACGAGCAUGAUUGCUUUAAACACAUCCAAUUUAAUAUGAUGGUAACCUGUGUUAAGCGUUCUAAAGAUUAUGAUGAAACAGGCCGCUGGGUGGUGACUGCAAAGAAUACGAUUACAGGUGAAGAACUUACUGACAUUUAUGAUGGGGUGAUGGUUUGUGUAGGUCACGUUAAUCGGCCGAUAAUGCCGAAAUAUCCUAAUUAG
Molecule: messenger RNA, 498 nt
Organism: Stegodyphus dumicola
Lineage: Eukaryota; Metazoa; Arthropoda; Arachnida; Araneae; Eresidae
Product: flavin-containing monooxygenase 5-like
Source: RefSeq, a predicted model, not a curated record